UCCGCCAUUUUUCUUCAGGGAAUCGGUAUACAUCUUAUUGGCACACUUAUAGACAAGAGAAACCCGUCGGGAGGGAUAACUAUAAUUAGCCAGAUCCCUCUUUGACAGCUGAUGAGAGAUGCGUCAACUUGCAUUGGUGUCUUAUUUUCUUUUUUGACUUCAUCAUCAUUAUGUGUUUUGGCGGUCUGCGCCGCUUCGCUACUGUUGUCGGCUGCUGCAUGCACCGCGUUCUCUAGCGCGCGCUUUCUACAAGUCAAUAAGCCUAUAAAUAUGACAGGGGUAAAAAUCCCUGCAGCAGUGUAACCGAGCUUCAUUGUUGUAUAAGAAGGACGAUAUCAAUACAGCAUAAUUAUAACAGUUAUCGCUGUUUAUUUUUAUUCGACGCUAACUUCACUUGGGAUCUGAGAGUAUAGCAAAAUUUCUUGGAUGUUUUAGAUUUCCAGGCGAACUUUGUUGGAUAGUAUUGAGCUUUCUUAAAGACUUUUUUCUUUAACUUUUUUGUGAUUUUACUUCUAUAGAAAUUUAACUCAUUGAGGAGUUGUGAUGUUGAAGUGAUUGAACAAUACGGUAACAUUUUGGACAUUUAUCUACCAACCGUAACAAUCGCCAUGUUUUCAGUGAUAGCUUCGUCUGCUAGAGUGUCCUCGCCAUCAGCGUCAUGCAGCAAAUCAGGACACCAUCACCAGUCUCAUCCGAUGAAUUCCGAAAUGGAACACAACUACGAGGUGGGCAACGCCAAAAACAUCCAGGAUAAGGAACGCGAGACCUUCCUGUCCUACGGUAUUUUCAAUAUGGUGGCUGGGAAAAGGACUGCAGAAUUACUCCACAAACAACAUAAACACGAACUGCAUCGCCAGUCUCACUCAGACGUUUACAAACUGUCAGAUUUAUUUCAUCAUCACAAACAUUCAAACGAAUCGACUCCCAACCCUUCUCCCAAACUAAAACACCAACGCCCCACGCAUGCGCACACGAUAGACUUGACAGAGCACCUGAUGGCCAACGCCAGUAGUAAGACACACGGACAUGGCAACCACCACCACAAAGGUUCCAAAAGUGAUCUGUCGAAACCGUCGGAAAGUCAGAAACACAAGAAACCAAGCGACCUUCAACCGAGCCACUCGAUGGAUUCCAUUUUACAUAAAUCCGGCGUGAGCUGUCAUAAGCCCCACAAAUGAUCCCCGUGAUCUGUUGUUUUGCGCGGUGUUUCGUCGCGACAGGUGGUGAAUCUUCAACACUAUUUCUGUUGGAUCAGAGAGAGGGAGAAAGAGAUGGGGGUUUUCUGGUACUUGGGGUCGCGUUACAAAUACACUUUUGCACAUGAUGUCUGCUGCGAACUUUAUAUCUCUUUUUCUGGAGCGAAAACAGAUAUCGUGGAAGUGAAUUUGGGCAUAAAAAUAAAA
Magallana angulata is the source of this 1403-nucleotide messenger RNA. RefSeq lists its product as uncharacterized. The record is from RefSeq and is a predicted model, not a curated record. The transcript has 3 exons. NCBI's taxonomy places the organism in Eukaryota, Metazoa, Mollusca, Bivalvia, Ostreida, Ostreidae. Bases 609 to 1178 code for a protein of 189 amino acids.